GUUCUUCCGCUCAACAAUGGCAGCUACGAUUCCCAGUUAGUUUGGGAAGACAAUAAUCAAUAUGAGAAGACGACAGCCACUGGGAAAGGAGUUGAAGAAGGCGGGGAAUGCGGCAGCCCAGGGGGGAGGGAAUGAGUGGGCUGCAGAACCGUGCUAUAGUCUGGGACUAUUGGCACGUUGCUGGGAAGGUGAAUAGCAAUGCGUCUUUCCGGAGACCUUCUCUAUCAAAGUAGUUGUAGUUGUAUAUAGAUAGCAGAUGACACCGAUGAAUAUUGCUUGAUAGACAGUGAAUUGUCUCGAGAUAAGAAAAUCCGACAGGAGCCAGACACAGGCAGAGGGAUGAGAACGAAAGUAGGUAGGUAAAUGGUGGCCGUGGAUGGAUCUGGCACUUUGGUCCCCUGUUUACGCAAGGGCUGUUGAAGGGAGGCGCGGCGUAUUGUAUCCAGAUACGCGGGAAGGCCACAAGCAGCAAUGGAUCAGCGGGGUGAUCACAGCGCAAUUGACAGAAUUGACGGUAAGGAAGGACGCCUGGUACAAUCACAGAAGAAGCACGAUGCGAUACAAAGAAGGAGAACAGGAUAGAAAUCGGAAUCACCACGACGAGCAGCGGACAGAGGGAAGGAAAAGCCGGCAAGAAGAACAAGCAGGCGGUCCCAGAGGUCUGGCCAGUGGGGUGGCGGCAGCAGCAGCAGUUGUCAUGCCCUGCUGCGGGGCGGCCUAGCUGCGCUUAGUGUCUUUAUUCUUGGGACGGUGCUCG
Messenger RNA from Talaromyces proteolyticus, 757 nucleotides. RefSeq lists its product as uncharacterized. The record is from RefSeq and is a predicted model, not a curated record. Lineage: Eukaryota; Fungi; Ascomycota; Eurotiomycetes; Eurotiales; Trichocomaceae. The transcript is spliced from 2 exons. The coding region runs from base 377 to 721 and encodes 114 amino acids.